AACUUUAAUAUAUGGCCGAAAUUAAUGUGUUUGGUCCGGGACUGUCGGGUGGAGAGACGGGCAAAAAGUGUAUGAUUUACGCGUCUGGCGCCUCGUGUGCCGAUCUGGACGAUGGUCUAACCGUUGCUGUGUCGGGACCGGGAGGUAGUAAAGUGGACGUUAUGACCGACUUUAGCAAACCUAACGAUGAUGGCAAUGUUGAAGCAUAUUAUUUUCCAUUGGUGUCGGGUGAUUAUAAGAUAACGGUGCGAUUUAGAGGCAGACAGUUGAAAGGCAGUCCAUUUACCGUCAAAAUUACUGGCGAUGUCAUCGAUGCAGAAAAACUAUUAUCCAGAGUUGCAGUACAUGGCCGGGGCUAUGAACUGGGAAAGGCCUACGCAAUGAAUGAAUUUGUGGUUGACUGCAGUGGCCUAAAGCCGGUAAUCGGUUCGCUGAGAGUCCAUAUGAAAGGCCCGGAGCGGUCGGCAGCUCAGCUAAACAUUAGGGACAAUAAAAACGGUACGUUUAAGGUGUCCUAUAAGCCAACAUCACCCGGUAUGUACAUCAUGAACAUCAAAAUUGCCGAAACACAUAUACCCGGAUCACCCUUUCAAGUAAAGGUCACCGAGUUUUUGUCAAACAAAUAG
Oppia nitens is the source of this 626-nucleotide messenger RNA. Its product is annotated as filamin-C-like. The coding region runs from base 12 to 626 and encodes 204 amino acids. Lineage: Eukaryota; Metazoa; Arthropoda; Arachnida; Sarcoptiformes; Oppiidae. The record is from RefSeq and is a predicted model, not a curated record. Gene Ontology annotation, biological process: actin cytoskeleton organization. Gene Ontology annotation, molecular function: actin filament binding. The transcript is spliced from 2 exons.